GGACUGGAAAAACCUUGUUGACUAUUGCUUUCCUCCGUUCGUACAUGGAGAUAUUCAGAGAUUGUAGACCUGUUCUUAUUGCACCAAGCAGCAUGCUUCUUACAUGGGAGGAAGAAUUCAAGAAAUGGAAGGUUGACAUUGCUUUUCACAAUAUUAGUUCUGUGGAAUUCUCAGGGAGGGAAGACGUUGCAGCUCGAAAGCUGGUGAAGAACAAACGAGACGCGAAAUUUAACCGUCUGGUGAAGAUUCUCUCUUGGAGUCGUGGAAACGGUGUCUUGGGAGUUAGCUAUCAACUAUUUGAAAAGCUUACUGCAGACAGAACUGGGGGGAACAAAGAAGAUAAAGAGAGUGAGGAAAUCAGGAGAAUUCUACUCAAGAAGCCUAACUUGAUAAUUCUUGAUGAAGGUCAUACACCAAGGAAUACAACUAGUAACAUUUUCAAGUGUUUGAAGAAUGUGAAAACGGACAGGCGGGUAAUUCUAUCAGGCACUCCAUUUCAGAACAACUUUGAUGAGCUUUUCAACACUUUGUGGUUGGUAAGACCAAAAUUCGCUGACAAGAUCUCCAGCAAAAGAAACCAGACUCGAAAGAAAAAAUCAAAGACCCUUGAAAGUGGGGAGCAGUCAAGAGAAAUAUGGGCUUCUUUUACCAGUUCUAUUGGCAAGAACUCAGAUGUUGGAGUGGCAGAGAUAAGGAGAAUCAUUGAGCCUUUUGUGAAUGUUCAUACAGGAAGCAUAUUGCAAAAAAAACUUCCUGGUUUGCGGGAAUGCGUAGUUGUUUUGCACCCAACAGAUUUGCAGAGGCAACUUCUAGAUGAAAAACAUGCAGGUAAUAUAUGUCGGAUUUCUCGCUUCACUAAAGGAUAAAGAAUUCAUUUGAAGUAGAACGUGCAGUAGCAUUAACCUCUGUGCACCCAUCAUUGUUGAUUAAGUGCAGUUUGGCAAAACAAUCAAAUCAUCAGAAGUGUGUUGUCAAUACACUCAUUAAGAAAAAUCAGUGUAUCAAAGAGGAUGCUUUCAGGUUGAACUUUCAUGAAGGAGUCAAGACAAGGUUUCUUAUGCAACUCAUUAAGCUCAGUGAUGCGAUGAAUGAGAAAGUUCUGGUAUUCAGUCAAUUCCGUCAUCCCAUUGCGCUUAUAGAGGAGUAUCUUCAUUCCGCUUAUGGUUGGAGAAUGGGGGAGGAGAUACUGCAGAUGGAUGGGAGUCUCGAUGUGAACAAAAGACAAGCUCUGAUUACUCGUUUCAACGAUCCCGGAAGUCAAGUGAAGGUAAUGCUUGCAUCCAUAAAAGCUUGUGGAGAAGGUAUGAGUCUGAUUGGUGCUUCAAGGAUUGUGAUGUUGGAUGUUGUUUGGAACCCAUCAGUCACAAAGCAAGCUAUAAGCAGAGCCUAUUGAUUGGGCCAGAAGAAGGUGGUAUAUACUUAUCAUCUCAUUACUUCAGAGACAUCAGAAGAAAACAAGUACUGUCGACAAGCUCACAAGAAUCAGUUGUCUCAGCAGAUAUUUUUCGCCGAGCAAGGGAAAACAGAAAAUCCAGACAACAAUUCGUCAAAAGUAUCAUCAGAUGAUAAAAUUUUAGAAGUGAUGCUGGAGAACAAUGAGCAGAAAGACAUGUUUAAGAAGAUUAUAUACCAGCCAAAAGAGUCGAUCCUGCUUGAGACUUUUGGGGCAGUACCAUCAAGACUGGCAUGAAAUGAAAUGGUGUGUGUUGCUGCUGUGGCUUAGUUUUCUGGUGUUCAUAGCAUAUACAUAGGCAAAUAAGUCUUUAUUUCCCUAAUGUUUCAAGGUACUUCAGUUGUAGGAAUAUCACUCUUUCCGUAGUAUAUCAAUACUGCUAUCACUUAUGGCGCAGCAGUUAGUUGUGGUGCUGGAUAGGCUCAAUAUAGUGGUGCAGGAUAAGUAAUCUAUUAGGGUGUUAAUUGUACUGGUUGUUUAGGUAUUGUAUUAGUAUAUAAUACUGUUACAACUAUCUAGUGAUUUUACCAUCAUGUUUUUGCAAGCUGUUGACAUUUUAAGACCACUAAUGGUCUUGUAACAGGACAUCUUAACUAGAAAUCUACAA
Molecule: messenger RNA, 2060 nt
Organism: Papaver somniferum (opium poppy)
Lineage: Eukaryota; Viridiplantae; Streptophyta; Magnoliopsida; Ranunculales; Papaveraceae
Product: SNF2 domain-containing protein CLASSY 3-like
Exons: 1
Coding region: 45-866 (273 amino acids)
Biological process (GO): gene silencing by siRNA-directed DNA methylation
Molecular function (GO): ATP binding; ATP-dependent chromatin remodeler activity
Source: RefSeq, a predicted model, not a curated record